Molecule: messenger RNA, 4273 nt
Organism: Leptinotarsa decemlineata (Colorado potato beetle)
Lineage: Eukaryota; Metazoa; Arthropoda; Insecta; Coleoptera; Chrysomelidae
Gene: promL
Product: prominin-like
Cellular component (GO): membrane
Source: RefSeq, a predicted model, not a curated record
AGUUGUGCGGGAGUCUGAGUGUUGGUUGGUGGUAGUGUAACUCGGUCCUCUCAAAAUAAAUAGAUCACUGAAACAUCAAUCUAUUGCAAACUCAGUUGAAUGAAAAAUAUAACUACAGUUCUAUAGUAUAAUUUAAAAUUCUUCUUAGUGUUUGUGUGUGUAUGUUGAAGUAGAGAAUUAUUUUAUUAUUGUGAUGAACUAGUAAUUGAAUGUUUGACUGCUCUCUAUCACACCUAAUUUUGUGGUUCCAGACGAUCCGGCAUCGAUUUUGACUUAACAAUGCAGUCGAUGAGAUGACUAAUUGAAUUCAUUUGAACAUGAGUCGACGUAGAUCAAAGGCGGCCUCUACGGCCGCUCCCGAGCAAAGACUUUCCGUGAACGCCCUGUGUUUUUUGUUUACUUGUGUGGUCCUACUCGUAGCCGUCAAUGCAUCUGACGGAGGAUUCUGGAAUAGCAUUGAUAAAAUUACCAAGAACCUCGAGGUCGCCUUUGGGGACCUUGAUAAUAAACUGCCGAAUUAUACAGACUACAAGGACAAUGAGGUGUAUCUGAGCACCAAGGAACCCUUCAAUUCCAGAGGAAUGGCUGGAUUGUACAAUCUGACCAUGAAGUUCAUGGAUUGGAUAAUUAACCCCGAUGACUUGUUGAUGAAAGAUUUAGUGUUAUUGGAUGCUAAAAACAACAUAAUAUUGAACGAUGACAUUUCCAUUGGUCAAGUGCUGAAACAUUACUGGGGUCUCCUGCUGAUCGUUCUCCUGCUGAUUUUGAUAACCAUUCUCGUGCCGUUUUUUGGAUUAUUUUUCUGCUGCUGCCGAUGUUGUGGAAAUUGUGGUGCCAGAUCUCAACCUUGCGACAAGAAAAGGGACCUCUGCAAAAAAGUAUGCCAAGGAUCUCUUUUAAUAAUAUUGGGAACUGCAUUGCUUUUCUGUGUAGUUUGCGCCUUUGCGAGUAAUCAACAGUUACAGAAUGGAAUAGAGGGGUUCUCGGAAAAUGCCAGGAAUGUAAAGAAAGACUCCGUUUCAUAUCUUGAAAGUAUAAAAACUCAAGCAACGAACUUAUGCGUGCAGAAUUAUCAAGAGUUUUCCAAAUUAUUCAAAGCUACAAUUCAACAAGCCGGAUUUCAUGUAAUGCAACAGCUUACUAUCUGGAGCAAUGCCACUGCCAUGAUGCAUUUAAAUACUUUUGUUGCCACCAUACCAAACAUAUCUAGGGAUUUGAAUAUUUUGAAGGAAGAUACAAACAGUUUACGUGCAUCAGCAUCUCAACUGAAUGAUGCAAUGAGAAAAGUGAAGAGAGAUCUGUUGGGAACCCUAGAAAAAUGCAAACUAUCAGACUGUAGUGAAAUUAAAAACAAUAUCUCCCAUCUUCAGACCAACAUUGAUUUCAAUAAGCUACCCGAUGUUUCACCAACUAUUGAUAAGUUGAAUGAAUUCAACACUGAUGAAUUGAGAAGGGCAGCUGAAGAAGGAAAACAAAAGCUUGAUGGUAUCGAAGAAAAAAUCAAAGCCGAAAUGAAUGGCACUCUAGAUCAAGCUAUAGCAAAAGUCGAUCAAGCUGGGGAAACAAUAAAAACAUACUUAAAUAAUAUAACAGAAGCUGUUUCAAGUAUUCAAACUCAAAUAAACUAUGCAGAUGACCACAUUGAUGAUAUGAAGAAGUACAUUCAUGACUAUGGUCACUAUCGAUAUUAUGGAAGUCUGGUAAUUAGUUGCAUUUUACUGCUGAUAGCCAUUUGCAUAGCUUUUGGAUUGAUUUGUGGUAUCUGUGGUAAAAGACCUGAUGGAUAUAGUGAUAACUGUUGCAAUAAAGGUGCUGGAAGUCAGUUUUUGAUAUGUGCUGUGAUGAUAAUGUUCAUUUCUACACUACUUAUUGGAGUCAUAACAUUAGUAAUGUUGCUAUCAGGUUUAGUGUCAGAUAGAGCAGUUUGUUAUCCAAUGAGAAACCCCGAGAAAUCAAAAGUGUUGGAUCUGUUAGAUGAGUUAAUUGAUAAACAAAUAACCAACCAGGAUUUGCACAUCAACGUGAAAGAUACUUUACAACGGUGCUAUAGAAAUGAAAGCAUUUACAAAGUAUUCAAUCUGCAAAGUAAAUUCGAUAUUGACACCAUAACCAAUAAGUUUGAUAUAUCUCAAUAUUUGGAUCAGAUGAAUUCAAAGCUGACAGAUAUUCUAAAGAAUGAUUUUACAAUUCUGAGUGAACGCAAUGAAAAUAUUUUGAAAAACUUAUCAAAUUUCGAUCCAAGUAUUAACUUUGAUCAGUUUCAACAUGAGUUGAAUGAAAAUUUCACCAACCUCAGUUUGAACGAGAUUUCUAGUACCUUACGAAAGCUUGCAGAAAGGACAGAGGGCGAUGUGAAACAAGAGUUAUUACUGAGUAUUUUACAUAUCAAUACCUACGAUGAAAAACUUCUUACUCCAAUGAAAGAGAAGGCAUCGCAAGUUAUCGUAAUAGCACAGAAUCUGGAUUCAGCUUUGAAGAUGAAUUCAAGUAACUUCUCGGAAGCUAUUAACAACUUAAUAACUGAAAUCGAGAAAGCUCAGGAAACAUUGAGGAAUGAUGGAACCAAACUGCUCAAAGAGGCUGCCAAACAAAUUAGUAAAAUUAUCAAAGAUCAGGUCGACAGUUAUUUGAAUAGGGUAACUAAUGUGACAAGAGACGAAUUAGGUCAGUGUGGGCCAUUGAAUGUUGCAAUUCAAGCAACAUUAAUUUCAACUUGUGACAAAAUCCUAUUACCGUGGAAUGGAUUUUGGGUGACUCUCCUAUUCACCUUGCUGUUGUUUAUACCGACCAUCAUUGUAUCAGUAAAGUUAGCGACACUUUAUCAGAAAUACAAACAAAAUGGGCAGUAUGUUGAAACUGAGUAUUUGUAUGAUGCCUAUGCUGAUCGUGGGGAUAACAUUCCCCUGAAUAGUCGUGGUGCAAAACAAAGAGGGGCUAAGAAAAAGAAGAAAGUAAAGAAGCACGAGGAACGACCUCAAAAUAUGGGAGGAGAGGUGGUGUCUCGGGAAUAUGCUGCAGGAUCACAUCCACCUGAGUCUAGAUAUGCUGAUAUGGCUCCAAAGCAUUGGGAAGAAUUUCCAAAUGGUGGACCCCCACAAUACCAAAGAGCACCCACAGAAUACGAGAGGCCACCACCUUACUACUACCCUGGAACAGGUGAGCAGUAAUGGACAGAGACUGAGCUGGAUCUAAUCAAAAUAUGGAUGAAAUUAUGUACAGACUGACAUGAAACAUUGAAAUUACGAGAAAUUGCGGAAUAUAAAAGUCAUGCCAUAUGAUAGAAACUAAUUCUUAGGAAUAUUCUGUUUCCAUCAGUACGAAAAUCUUUCACUCAGUUCCGCUGAGAAGAUUAUUCAUUGUAUAUAGUCCUAUGAGAGAUUUAUUUUUUUGCUCAAUUUUGCCGAAAAAUAAAUCAAACAAUCUAUUGAAUUAAGAUAUGGUUAAUGUGAUAUACUCAGACUUCUCAAAUAUUUUUAGUUUGUUCAAAAGUUAGUGUUGAAUUUAUUUUAUUACUGUAUCUUUCUUUUAUUAUUUCAGAACAAUUCAUCUAAUAUUAGAUAAAACUGACAGCGCUAGUCUGUGAUCAAGUGGUUAAUUUUUGUGCAAUCAAUACAAAUUAGGUUUGUGUUGUUAAUUAUAAGGAGCAUUGCUGGAAAUCAUCAAAACAUUGCUAAGAAUAUGGAAUCUUGAACCUGAACUCUUGAACCUGAUAAUUCAGGUGAUGUUGAAAGAACAUCAGUUUGUAAACAUUAAGUAAAACAUGACUGGAUAAUUGCAACUCUUUCCUGGUACUCUGUUCUCAAAGCAAGUCAUGAUUAUGUGAUGUUCUCCAGUUGUUUUCCAUUGAAAUAUUUAGAAUAUAGUUUUUUUUCUAUGUAUAGGUAUUCUUAUAUAAUUAACGUUUCAAAUCACACUUAUCUUUACAGAUAUGAAAUUUUUGUUUGAAAUGAUAUAAAUAUUGUCUUAUGUUAUAUGGGGAGUUGAUUUUUUGUCAUCUUGGUAUUAUGAAGAUAAAUGAUACAAUGACAUAUUUAUUCACAUCACAUCUUGAAGUGUUUGGAUAAAACUUUCUCAUAUUCCAAGUAUUGUAUUCCACUUUAGAUGUAAAUAUUUCUGUGUUCAUUCAUAAUUUGUGCUCAAUUUUAAAAAAGAUGAAUUGAAGCCAAAUUUUGCCAUAUAUCAUACUGUACUCAAAAUCUUGUAUUUAUUACUUAAUGUUAAAUAAUUGAUUCCAAUGUUUAUAAUAAAAUUUUGAAUAUAUAUUAAAAAAGUG